Molecule: messenger RNA, 819 nt
Organism: Nannospalax galili (Upper Galilee mountains blind mole rat)
Lineage: Eukaryota; Metazoa; Chordata; Mammalia; Rodentia; Spalacidae
Product: olfactory receptor 502-like
Exons: 1
Biological process (GO): G protein-coupled receptor signaling pathway; sensory perception of smell
Cellular component (GO): membrane
Molecular function (GO): odorant binding; olfactory receptor activity; G protein-coupled receptor activity
Source: RefSeq, a predicted model, not a curated record
AUGGCUCUCCUGGCACAUGGGAACCAUACUGCAGUGACACAGUUCAUUUUAGAUGGCUUAACAGAUGACCCAGUCCUUCAAAUCCUUCUCUUCAUCAUUAUCUUGUGCAUCUACCUGGUGACCCUGUCUGGAAAUCUCAGCACAAUUCUGCUAAUCAGAAUCUCUCCUCAGCUCCACCGCCCCAUGUACUUUUUUCUGAGUCACUUGGCUUCUACUGACAUUGGUUAUUCAUCUUCAGUUACACCCAACAUGCUUGUUAACUUCCUGAUGGAGAGGAGUACCAUCUCCUACCUUGGGUGUAUCAUCCAGCUUGACUCAGUUGCUUUCUUUGGGACAGUUGAAUGCUGUCUUCUGGCUGUGAUGGCUUAUGAUCGCUUUGUGGCAAUUUGUAGCCCACUGCUUUAUUCAACAAAAAUGUCCACACAAGUCUGUGUUCAGUUGCUUAUAGGAGCUUACAUGAGUGGUUUUCUUAUUCCUUCCUCCUGUACCCUUUCCUUUGUUUCUAUUGUCUUCUGUGGAUCAAACAGAGUCAAUCACUUUUUCUGUGACUUUACUCCUUUAGUUGAACUCUCCUGUUCUGAUGUCAGUGUCUUCACAGCUGUUACCACUUUUUCUUCUGGGACUACUAUAUUAAUCACAGUUGUAGUCAUAGCUGUCUCCUACACCUACAUCCUCAUCACCAUCCUGAAGAUGCGCUCCACUGAGGGCCGCCAGAAGGCCUUCUCCACCUGCACCUCCCACCUCACUGCAGUCACUCUGUUCUAUGGAACCAUCACAUUCAUUUAUGUGAUGCCCAAGUCCAGCUACUCCACUGACCAG